Gasterosteus aculeatus aculeatus (three-spined stickleback) is the source of this 999-nucleotide messenger RNA. RefSeq names its product olfactory receptor 51E1-like. Lineage: Eukaryota; Metazoa; Chordata; Actinopteri; Perciformes; Gasterosteidae. Gene Ontology annotation, biological process: detection of chemical stimulus involved in sensory perception of smell; G protein-coupled receptor signaling pathway. The record is from RefSeq and is a predicted model, not a curated record. Gene Ontology annotation, cellular component: membrane. Gene Ontology annotation, molecular function: olfactory receptor activity; odorant binding; G protein-coupled receptor activity.
AUGGAUGCUCAUCUAAAUGUAACAUAUGUAACUCUUGAUGGACAUUUGGAUCUAAACACAUACAAAUACAUUUAUUUUGUGAUGAUGUUGACAAUGUAUAUUCUGAUAAUCUGCACUAAUUCUACUAUUGUUUACCUCAUCGUGACUCACAACAACCUCCAUCAACCUAUGUACAUUUUCAUCGCAGCUUUGUUAGGCAACUCUGUUGUGUUCAGCACUGCUAUCUACCCCAAGCUUCUGAUGGACUUUCUAUCUGAGGAACAGGUCAUAUCGUACCCGGCCUGUCUCUUCCAGUGUUUUCUUUACUACUCUCUAGAUGGUUCCGAGUUCUUACUGUUAUCGGCCAUGGCUUAUGACAGAUAUGUGUCUAUAUGUAAACCUCUGCAAUAUCAUACCAUCAUGAAGAAAACCACCGUGCGUGUUCUCCUGGCUGCAGCUUGGUGUUUCCCUGCUGCUCAGAUUGCCGUGCCAGUCACUCUUAGUGCGAAUACCAAACUCUGCACGUUUACACUAAGAGGAAUAUUUUGCAACAAUUCCAUUUACAAGCUUCACUGUGUGAGCUCCCGAGUGCUUUCUCUGUACGGUGUGAUCGUUUUAUGUAACGUUAAUCUUUUUCCUGUGCUUUUCAUAGUUUUUACAUACACAAAGAUAUUUGUUAUAACCUACAGAAGUUGUGGGGAAGUCAGGAUGAAAGUGGCACAGACCUGUUUACCUCACCUGCUAGUUUUGAUCAACUUUUGCAGUUUGGUUACUUAUGACGUCAUCGCAGUUAAACUAGAAUCUGAGAUUCCAAAAGCUAUAAGAUUCAUCAUGACUUUACAAGUGAUCUUGUAUCAUCCUCUCCUUAAUCCAAUUAUAUACGGACUGAAAAUGACAGAAAUAUCCAAACACAUCAGGAGGUUAUUUCAUCAAGACAAACACAACUAAGAUUUCACCAAAGAUAACGUAUUUAAUCAGAAUGCAAUAAAAUGUCUUGUCAUCUUCUUCAAUGUAAUGAAU